AUGCUCUUGGGACAGCGAAGUCCCAGAGAUUUUUGGGAAGUGCCUGUUGCUCCGCGCUGCCGGAGACAUCAGCAAAGCAACGAGGACCUCACAAACCAAUCCCUGGGAAUUCCAUCCCAGUUCCUCCAGGAUAACCCAACCCAUGCCGUGCCCACCUUUUCCCCACAGUUUUCCUGACUGAAUCCUGACUUUUUUCCCCCCUCUUUCCCAGCUUUCUGGGCUGACCGCACGCCGGUGCACGAGGCCGCCCGGCGCGGGGAGAUCCGGCAGCUGCAGCAGCUGAUCGAGAGCGGCGCCUGCGUCAACGCCCUCACCUACGACUCCAUCACACCCCUGCACGAGGCCAGCCUCAGGGGACAGGCCCAGUGCGUCAAAAUGCUCCUGGACGCGGGGGCCCAGGUGGACGCUCGGAACAUUGACGGCAGCACUCCUCUGUGUGACGCCUGUGCCUCGGGCAGCGUGGAGUGCGUGCGGCUGUUGCUGGCGCAUGGCGCCAAGGUGAACCCUCCGCUCUACACGGCGUCACCGCUGCACGAGGCCUGCAUGAACGGGAGCUCGGAGUGCGUGCAGCUCCUCAUCGACGUGGGCGCCAACCUGGAGGCUCACGACUGCCACUUCGGGACUCCGCUGCACGUGGCCUGCGCGCGCCAGCACCUGCGCUGCGCCAAGCUGCUGCUGCAGGCGGGAGCGCAGGUGAACGCGGCCAAGCUUCACGAGACAGCGCUGCACCACGCGGCCAAGGCGCGCUGCGCCGCCCUGGUCCGGCUCCUGGUGGAGUUCGGAGCCGACGUCAACGCCCGCGACAACCGUGGCCGGAAACCCUCGGACUACAGCGGGAACGGCGGAGCCGCCGCCCGCUGCUUCCAGUUCUACGAGAGAACGCCGCUGUCCCUGGCCCAGCUGUGCCGCCUGGCCGUGCGCCGAGCCGCCGGCCAACGCGGGCAGCACAAAAUCUCCAAGCUGCAAAUCCCGCCCCGGCUCAUCCGCUUCCUCUCCUACGACUGAAUCCCAGGAAUCCCGGCAAUUCCAGAGGAUUUCUCCUUCUCUUCUACCUCCCCCACCCCAUAAAAAAUCCGUGUUAAUUUCA
Messenger RNA from Cyanistes caeruleus (blue tit), 1087 nucleotides. NCBI's taxonomy places the organism in Eukaryota, Metazoa, Chordata, Aves, Passeriformes, Paridae. The record is from RefSeq and is a predicted model, not a curated record.